Molecule: messenger RNA, 1757 nt
Organism: Papaver somniferum (opium poppy)
Lineage: Eukaryota; Viridiplantae; Streptophyta; Magnoliopsida; Ranunculales; Papaveraceae
Product: probable polygalacturonase
Exons: 6
Coding region: 121-1593 (490 amino acids)
Biological process (GO): carbohydrate metabolic process
Molecular function (GO): polygalacturonase activity
Source: RefSeq, a predicted model, not a curated record
GCAAAAACCAUUAGAUAGACAUGAUCCAACCAAACAACAAAAACUUUGAUGCCCCUCUAUAAAUAGGACUCUUAAUUUUACAUUUACAACAGCAAAACAAUCCACUUAAUUUCAUCAACAAUGGAGUUCUGGUGGACAAGUACCGGAAGAACUCAUCAAGUACAUGCUGAGAGAAAAACAAUAUUUAUUCUGAUACUUGGAUUACUGAGUUUUUGUUUAUUAAGAGGCGUUGAUUGCCAUCGAAGAAAAGUAAAAGUUUCACAUUCAUUUGAUAUUCAAUACUCAGCCAUUAGUUGUAGAGAGCACACAGCUUUUUUAACAGAUUUCGGAGGAGUAGGCGAUGGAAAAACAUCCAAUACCAAAGCUUUUCAAUCAGCCAUUAAUCAUCUUAGUCAGUUCCAAUCUCAAGGUGGAUCUCAACUUAUUGUUCCUCCUGGUAGAUAUUUGACUGGAAGUUUCAACUUAACCAGUCAUUUCACACUUUACCUUCACAAGGAGGCUGUUCUUCUUGCUUCUCAGGAAGUGAGCGAAUGGGAAGUGAUUGAACCAUUGCCCUCCUAUGGUAGAGGAAGAGAUGCAGAUGGUGGAAGGUAUAUCAGUCUGAUCUUUGGGACAAACCUUACUGAUGUUAUAAUUACAGGAGCCAACGGAACAAUCGAUGGUCAGGGUGCCUCAUGGUGGAAAGAAUUCAAGAAUAAUAAGCUCAAGUAUACCAGGCCAUAUUUGAUUGAAAUAAUGUUCUCUGAUCAGAUUCAGAUUUCCAACAUUACAUUAUUAAAUUCUCCUUCGUGGAAUGUUCAUCCUGUUUAUAGCAGCAACAUUCUCAUACAAGGGCUUACUAUUCUUGCUCCAAUAGUUCCAAUAUCUCCAAAUACCGAUGGGAUAAAUCCAGAUUCUUGUACAAAUGUACGUAUCGAGGACUGUUACAUUGUCUCUGGAGACGAUUGCAUCGCGGUAAAAAGCGGUUGGGACGAAUAUGGCAUUGCAUUUGGAAUGCCAACUCAACAUUUAAUAAUAAGAAGACUGACUUGUAUUUCUCCUGAUAGUGCUGUAAUUGCAUUAGGAAGUGAAAUGUCUGGAGGAAUUCAAGACGUUAGGGCUGAAGACAUCCUAGCUAUCAAUUCUGAAUCAGGAAUUCGUAUUAAAACUGCGGUUGGUCGUGGUGGGUUUGUUAAGGACAUAUUUGUUAGAAGAAUGACUAUGAAAACUAUGAAGUGGGCAUUUUGGAUGACAGGGAAUUAUGGGUCUCAUGCGGAUGAUAAAUAUGACAAAAAUGCUCUUCCUGUGAUCAAUGGGAUCAAUUACAGUGACAUGGUAGCUGAUAAUGUGACUAUGGCAGCACGAUUGGAAGGAAUAGAUGGAGAUCCUUUCACAGGUAUAUGUAUUUCGAAUGUUACCAUUAGUAUGGCUGCAAAAGCAAAGAAAGUUCCCUGGACUUGCACUGAUGUUGAGGGGUUAACGAGCAGUGUUAGUCCUACAGCGUGCAAUUUGUUACCUGAACAAGUUACAAAUUGUCCCUUUCCUACCGACGUCUUGCCAAUUGAUACAAUUGAAAUUAAGACGUGUUCUUGCAGAACUAAUUACUUUAUUUGAGGUUGAUGAUGUAUGUUUUGAUGUUCUUCAGUAUAAAUUUGUGAUGGCAUCAAUUCCGACCUUGAGUAUUUUUGCAAUGUAAAAACCCUUAUAUAGUUAACCAUAUCAAAUAAGAACCUCACCUGGGAAAUGAUUUUAUAUAUACUUCGUAGUUUGGUUUCUUA